AUGGCUACCCCAUCCCUCCGCCCCGCAGCCCGGCGCAUCGCCCUCGCCAGCCACCGCAGCCUCGCCUUGUCCCUCGCGCCGCCACGACGAAGCCUCAGCUCCCCCCCCUCGUCUCCGUCGGCGUCCGGCCCGGAGCUCGAGGUCGGCGAGCUCCAAGGCGCCAAGUUCCGCAUCGAGCCCCUCCGCCGCACCGGCGAGGACGCCAAGACCAAGCGCGCCCGGCUUCUGUACCAGUCCCGCAAGCGCGGCACCCUCGAGUCAGACCUCCUCCUCUCCACCUUUGCCGCCGCCCACCUCCCCUCCAUGACGUCCGCCCAGCUCGCCGACUACGACCUGUUCCUCGACGAAAAUGACUGGGACAUUUACUACUGGGCCACGCAGGCCGAGCCUUCCUCCUCCUCAUCAGCCUCCGCCGCACCACCGUCCACAAACCCCGCCGAUGGCUCGUCCCCGGCCGCCGCCGCCGAUGGCUUUGUGCGCCAGAACCCGCCCCAGGGCGAGUGGGCGCAGACGGUCGGCAACGUCCGCCCUGCCUACCGUCCCGUCCCCUCGCGCUGGCGCGACAGCCAGAUCCUCGCUCUCUUGCGCGACCACGUCUCGAGGCGGAGCGCGAACGGCGCCGAGGCCAAGGGUAUGGGCUUUAUGCCACCCUUGGAGGCCGGGCGAUAG
Hirsutella rhossiliensis is the source of this 669-nucleotide messenger RNA. Its product is annotated as flavinator of succinate dehydrogenase domain-containing protein. Gene Ontology annotation, biological process: mitochondrial electron transport, succinate to ubiquinone; tricarboxylic acid cycle; mitochondrial respiratory chain complex II assembly. NCBI's taxonomy places the organism in Eukaryota, Fungi, Ascomycota, Sordariomycetes, Hypocreales, Ophiocordycipitaceae. The coding region runs from base 1 to 669 and encodes 222 amino acids. The transcript has 2 exons. Gene Ontology annotation, cellular component: mitochondrion. The record is from RefSeq and is a predicted model, not a curated record.